Molecule: messenger RNA, 1405 nt
Organism: Fimicolochytrium jonesii
Lineage: Eukaryota; Fungi; Chytridiomycota; Chytridiomycetes; Spizellomycetales; Powellomycetaceae
Exons: 4
Coding region: 432-1037 (201 amino acids)
Source: RefSeq, a predicted model, not a curated record
CAGAGCGCAUUCUCCCACGGACUCUGCAAACUUGACAUUCAGACUGAGGAGCUCUUUUGGCGGUCCUCUCGUUCUGGUACUGUUACUGUGCUCUCUCCCACGACCUCUUAACUGUAAUACCUCUCCGCCUUGCAAGUUUGUCAGGGACUUCUGUUGGCAAUUUCGACGUACUCGGCAGUUUUCCUGGUGUUCCCACCUCUUGCAUUCUCCUAUCAGUCAACACGAGCUUCCGGGCUCCACAACGGAAAGCGUAUAAGACAGAGGCCAUCCGGGAAAGCUUUCUAAAAACAUCAGCAAAGUUCUCGACUGGCGGAAAUACGUCAUUUCGGCGGCACGCCUUGUUUACAUUUCGCGAGCAGACGACGUUCCUCAGCACAGGGUUCUGACACCACGACUUGCUAUCGGCAUAUACACCCAUAACACUCGACAAUAUGACUAACGGCGAACCAUUCACGGGGGAGCGUACUUGGGAACAAGUUGGUGUUGAUGUCACGGGCUUCGUUUACUGCCCUCCAGGCUGGGACGAACAGCGACUCCGAGCGGGGCCGGACGCAGAGGCGAUUGGCAAAAUUGCUAUGGACACUUACACCGAUAUCAGCUACAUAAAAGAGAAGAACGCCAUUCAGAUCUCUGGCGAGACUCAUGACGAUGUCUACAAAGCUCAGAACCAACUCAAUGAGCUUUUCUUCCCCGUUAUCGUCAAAUCAAAACGCCAAUGGGCCCGCCCCGAUCGACCUGGCGUGUGGGGCCAGCGUCGCGAUGUCGCAGCAUCCGCGGGAGGACGACAGGGUGGAGGCCUAAGGAAGAUGAAAUCUGAGUCCGCUUUGCAGGCCUCUCGACCGGCUUUCCAUCACAACGCUGGUGGAGCCGGUACCGCCUCUCCUUACCAACAACACUAUAAUCAACAGCAGCAGCCGCAGUAUGGCCAGCAGCAACAGCAACAGCAGUUCAGGGCCCAGCCUUUGCCCCAACCAUCGGCAGCACCUCGGAACUAUUAUGAGAUUCCAGCGUCCUCAAACUUUGCGCAGUGGCGUUAAUGGACUCUCACCCUGAGAAUGCUAGAUCUCGACACUGACAUUUCUCUGAGACACUCAAGAGGCGUAUGCGAGCGUUCAUCUUCGAUCUCGCCCUUAUAUAGUAUAGCAGAAAUCCUCAUAGCUUCACGACAUGAAGCCCGCGUAACUUCCGCACCUCAUAGCAUACUCACAAGUUACCUCUCUGAGACCUUGAUAGCGUUCAUAUCUCCUGUAUGAUUAGCUAUUCCUUUCCGUACCAUUCUCCUUCGUUUAUAGUCUACUUACGGUUGAACCGGCGCUGCCGCUCAUGUACUUAAUAACAAUAAUGCAGAUCUGUCCUAGCACUCCUCUAUGGUACCACCACUGUGCUUCCUCUCAAACUUAUUGCA